GGAUGUGCCCUAGCUGUCAAAGUAAGGCGUAUACCGUAAAGUGCGGAGCUCGGGAGCAUUGAAAAACAGGGGCUGAGGAUGCGGAUGAAGCGCCCAGGAAGCGCCGCUCGUCUGAACAUGCUUGUAAACCCUCAACAUCCGCGGGAGGAGCCCUGAUUAAAUGUAAGCCAAACCCCAUCACAUUCGCGGAGAAGUAACCUACUGUGAGCAUUGGAACAUGGAUAAACAGCCCGGAGCCGCCGGAGUGCCCGACGGAUCUGGGCCGAAUAGGAAGCCGUGGACACCGGCGUCAUGCAGUCCUGUCCCCGGUGAAGCUCCAGAGAGUCCCUCAGGUUCUCAUGUCGAGUGGUGUAAGCAACUGAUCGCAGCCACAAUCUCCAGCCAGAUCGCUGGACCACAAGAGAUGGUGAACAGGGACAACAAGGGUUGGAGAAGACCAGAAUUGCGGGUGACCAGGAAAGCUAAUUCAUUGGAUAGCCUGGAUGAUGGGCUUUGCUACCAGGGGGAUUCUGACUCUGAGCAGCUUCCCAAUGCUUCGAACCUCCCAGCUCUCAGAUACGGGGCGCAGGUCAAAAUGACACAGAAUCAGGUUCCUCUGCUUCCUGGGGAGAACAUCCAGACUUCUGUCAAAGACGUCAUGUACAUCUGUCCGUUCAGUGGACUUGUUAAUGGGACUCUAAACAUCACAGACUACAAGCUCUACUUCUUCAGCGUGGAAAGGGACUUCACUCUUGACGUCAACCUCGGAGUCAUCAGCCGACUGGAGACCAUCACUGUGCCAAAUCAGGGUGCGAACACCAAGGGACUGGAGUUGGUCUGCAAGGACAUGAGGAGUCCUCGCUUUGCCUACAAGACAGAAAACACCAACCCAGAUGUGGUGGAACUGCUGGCCAAAUACAGCUUCCCUCUGUCCCACAGCAUGCCACUGUUUGCUUUCUCGUACAAGGAGCAGUUUCCUGUGGACGGCUGGAAGGUUUACGACCCGACAGCUGAGUACAGGCGACAGGGUCUUCCAAAUGAGAGCUGGACGAUAAGCAAGAUGAAUGCCAGCUACGAGCUGUGUGACACGUACCCGUCUGUCCUGGUCAUCCCCACCAACAUAACGGAUGAGGAAAUUAAGCGGGUUGCCGUUUUCAGAGCCAAACACAGAAUACCGGUCCUGUCGUGGAUCCAUCCUGAGUCGCAGGCCACUAUCAUCCGUUGCAGCCAACCUCUCGUCGGACCUUCAGACCGCCGCUGUAAAGAGGACGAGCGUCUCCUCCAGAUCAUCAUGGACGCCAACGCGCAGUCACACAAGCUCACUAUCUUCGAUGCCAGGCAGAGUAGUGUGGCUGUCACAAACAAGACGAAGGACGGAGGUUACGAAAGUGAAAGCUUUUACCCAAACGUGGAGCUGAACUUCCUGGAAAUCCCCAACAUUCAUGUGAUGAGGGAGUCUCUGAGGAAGAUGAAGGACGUGGUGUAUCCCACCAUCGAUGAAGCACACUGGCACUCCAAUAUUGACCAAACCCACUGGUUGGAGUACAUUCGUCUGCUGCUCUCUGGAGCGGUUAAGAUCGCUGACAAGCUGGAGUCCGGCAAAACAUCAGUGGUGGUUCACUGCAGCGACGGCUGGGACCGGACUUCGCAGCUCACCUCUCUGGCCAUGCUAAUGCUGGACAGCUAUUACCGCACGCUACAGGGGUUCCAGGUUCUGGUGGAGAAGGAGUGGAUCAGUUUUGGACACAGGUUUGAAGCUCGUGUCGGCCAUGGGGACGAGAACCACGCUAACUCAGAACGCUCGCCUCUCUUCGUCCAGUUCGUGGACUGUGUGUGGCAGAUGACUCGGCAGUUCCCUUCAGCCUUUGAGUUCAACGAGCUGUUCCUCAUCACGGUUCUGGACCAUCUCUACAGCUGUCUAUUUGGAACAUUCCUGUUCAACAGUGAACAGGAGCGGGCUGCAAAGGACGUCCAGGGAGAGACGGUGUCUCUGUGGUCGUACAUCAACAGUCAACCGGAAGAGUUCACCAACCCCUUCUAUGUGGACUACCAGAACCAGGUUCUCUGCCCGCUGGUGUCCUCCAGACACCUGGAGCUGUGGAGCAGCUACUACGCCCGCUGGAACCCUCGCAUGAGACCACAGAUGCCAGUGCACCAGACUCUGAAGGAUCUUCUGUUCUUGAGAGCUGAGCUCCAGAGGAGGGUGGAGGAGCUGCAGAGAGAGGCCUCCUCCCACUCGCUCUCCUCCCCCGAACACUCCCCGCCCUCCUCUCACACGGGAACCCCACUGCACACCACCGUCUGAUGCACACAGUCCGUGUUGUGGAGGGACUUGUUCCUCCAUACCAACAAAAUAUGCAACGUUGACGCGCCAAAAGUUUAUUUAUGAAAUGAACUAAAUUAUUUUUACACCUGAAGAGGAGGUGUUGGUUUGCUUUGGCUAGAUUUACAAACUGGUCCACAAGAUUGUGGGAUUUAACGGUGGGUGUCGCUGACAAGUCUAGUUAAGUUAAGGUUGUGAGGGAAGGUGGGCAGGAAACAAAUGCCAGCCAUGGUUUUUCAGUGGAAAAAAAGUGUUAAUUUUGCCUUCCGUAGGUGUCACUGUUGUUUACAUUGCAUGUUCAGUUGUUGCCAAACUGUCAAUAUACGUAACACACAUACACAAAAUGAAACCAUCACAUAUUCUUUCUCAUCUGUCUCACUCUUAAACAUAUGAGAUGAAUUGGGAUUUGUCAGCAAAUAUCUGUGCAUUUUGUAUUAUAUUGUUCUGAGGCUGAAAAAAAUGACUAUAUUUGGGAAUGAACAGGUUCUAAUUUGAGUAUUUGAAAAAUGUGGCCAGAGAAUACACAACAUGGGAUGUGAGAUCAUUUAUCAUAUUUCUCUGGGUUUUUUUUCAAUGUAUAUAUCAAUGUUUACUGUUUAAUUUAUUCCUCCACGCAGGAUGUUACUCCUGAGUUGAAGGAACAAGGUGAAGCUGAGGAUGGGCAUGGUGAAUUUAGUUUGCCAACAUCUCUCUAUAUGUUUUGUACAUAGCACUAUGUGGGUUUACUGUUGAACAAUAUUUUUGUCUUAAAAUACCUUACGUUUGCGUGUACUAAAAGUGUGCUGUAUGCAAAACACUGCACCAAGCGAUGAAAGAUUGUCGUUUGCGCGAACGGUUAUGUGAGGCUCACAAUUGAGGAUCUAAAUUCAUGAACCUAAGAGCAAAAUUGCACCUAGAAAUUGCAUUUUUUUAGCAUGUGUUGAAAGUAGGCGCAGUGAUUUCAUUUUUUGCUCUAAGCAUUUCAUGCUGCAAACCUAGAAACAGGCUGAUUUUAAUGUCUCCAACACAUGCCACAGAUAUUUUAAGGGGCUGGUUUUCAAGCCAGAAGAAGAAAAUAUAAUUGUUACUGCUAAAUACAUUUUGAUUAAAAAACAACAACAACAUUCAAUUGAGUCACUGAAAUAAUCAACUCUAAUGUGUCUAUUUUGACAAAGUUGUCGCCAUCUAUUCAACAAAGUGGUCUCAGCGCUGCUGGGUCACGUCCAGUGGAAGUAUUUCUAAUUAAAAGCGUGGGCUUUCACAAGCACUGUGUUUAACUGUCUGAUGCUGCCAGUCAGAGGGCCAGAUGGGUGGAGAGGAGUGGGCGGGGCUCUGUGUUGCUCAACUCAAAUACAGAGUAACUUUUGUUUUUCUCCUAGAUCUAAUUGGUUUUUUCUCCAGAAUUUAAGAAUGAAGUCAAAAAGUCCAGAAAGGGCACUUGUCUCAAGAGAGGGAAAGGGUCUGGUACGCGAGCACCACCAGGGGUCUAUCGAUGUUCCCGACUCAUGCAAUCUCAGUAUAACCCAGGCCAUGAAAAUGGUUCUGCCUCUCGUGCAAAAUUAGUACACGCAAACUAAGACCUUUGACCAUGUAUUCGUCCCUCACUCACCAGUGUUCCUAACCUAUUGUUCUCACGCGACUGUCCUAUGUGCCGUCACCACUCAUGGAUGCAGCAAUACAACACGACACAAUCCGGCCGAUCACGUCCACAACACUCAUCCUGUGCCAUUCAUUUACUCCACUCGUGUUAUUUUGUUACCGCUUGGUGUUUGUUACUUUUGACAUUUCCCGCAAACAAAAAUAAAAAACAGGAA
Synchiropus splendidus (mandarinfish) is the source of this 4095-nucleotide messenger RNA. It is a transcript of the gene mtmr1a, whose product is annotated as myotubularin related protein 1a. The record is from RefSeq and is a predicted model, not a curated record. Gene Ontology annotation, biological process: dephosphorylation. Bases 218 to 2284 code for a protein of 688 amino acids. The transcript has 20 exons. NCBI's taxonomy places the organism in Eukaryota, Metazoa, Chordata, Actinopteri, Syngnathiformes, Callionymidae. Gene Ontology annotation, molecular function: phosphatidylinositol-3,5-bisphosphate 3-phosphatase activity.